AUGUAUAUCCCAAAAAAGUAUAAUGAAGACGACUGGGAUCAAAGUGCGUUUUUGAUCAAAAACUAUCCAUUGGGAACAAUUGUAACUGUUGAAGGCGAUGGGAUUAUUGCUAAUCAUAUACCAUUCUUUUUGAAAGUUAGCGAUAGUGGAAAGAAGACUUUGAUUGCUCAUAUGGCCAAGUCAAAUCAUCAAUUACCUUCGCUCAAAUCAAACAAAAAUGUGUUAGUGAUCUUCCAGUCUGUGGACUCUUACAUCACUCCAAGCUAUUACCCCGGUAAGCAAGAGACUCACAAAUACGUGCCCACAUGGGAUUUUGCUAGUGUCCACAUUCACGGCACAUCCAAGAUUGUUGAUGACUUUGAUUUUGUUAGAAAUCAACUAAACCUUCUUACAGAUCAAGAAGAGAAAUUACAGAAAAAGGGUAAUCUGGUGUGGAAGGUAAAUGAUGCACCAGAAAGCUAUUUAAAGAUUUUGCAAAAAGCUAUUGUCGGAUUAGAGAUUGAAGUCGAGUCUUUUGAAUGUAAAUACAAGUUUGAACAGGGCAUGAAAAAGAAUGAUAUCGAGGGCGUAGUUCUGGGGCUAGUUGUUGAUGGUAAAAACGAGAUCUCAAGGUUAACGGUCGAAGCAAAUGCCAGGGCCCAAGAAAAAGAAAAAAACAAAAACAUAAAGUAA
This is a messenger RNA of Lodderomyces oxycetoniae, 672 nucleotides long. RefSeq lists its product as uncharacterized. The transcript has a single exon. The coding region runs from base 1 to 672 and encodes 223 amino acids. NCBI's taxonomy places the organism in Eukaryota, Fungi, Ascomycota, Pichiomycetes, Serinales, Debaryomycetaceae. The record is from RefSeq and is a predicted model, not a curated record.